ACUUAAUCGUAGUGAAAAAAAAGAAGUUUAUCCACAUUUCACAGAUGCAACAGACACAAAUCUAUUAAGACAUAUAAUGGGAAGUGUAACUGAUAUUAUUUUAACACAAAAUUUACGAGAUUUAGUACUAUGA
Molecule: messenger RNA, 133 nt
Organism: Entrophospora candida
Lineage: Eukaryota; Fungi; Glomeromycota; Glomeromycetes; Entrophosporales; Entrophosporaceae
Source: the annotation of a GenBank genome assembly